UACACCAACUGUGAGUUAAUACGCUUGAAUUGGGCAUAGGAUGGUUUCCGGCCUUAACCAGCACUCCCAGUGCAUUCUCUUGUUCUCCAUUAACUGCGGGUACUUGGUAGCUCCUAGGAGGUGAGGCUGGAUCGACCAGAUUUCUGCAUCAACAGGAUAUACAUAACAAUGGUCAGCCACAAAUGCAUCUAGAAAUUUCUCUGGUAGGCCACCUUCCCCAAUGGGCGCCCAUGUUUGUUCUCUUUCUUAUGGGCCUCCAGAGUUAUGGAUCAGGCUAAAUUUUGGAAUCGAGGCCUAACAUGAGGGCACAUCUAAUGGAUGGAUAGGAUGGCACUUACACGUCAUGGUGGGCCGCACACUUACGUUCGAAAGGAUGAGAUCAUUCCCCCGUUACCUCACAAUUGCAUGAGUUUCCUCACCAUCUCAUCGGUCCGGGUAGAGUUAGGUGGAUAUGAAUUUCCAAGGACCCUGUAUUACAGGAGCCCGUGUGACCAAAAGCUCUGUGCGUGACAUCCACUCCGUUCAUCAGUUUAUAUAGCUUAUAUUAGGACAUGAAACCAAAAAUUAGGCAGAUCCAAGACUCAAGUGGGCCACAUCAUGGGAAAUAGUAGUGAUGGAAACGCCCAUGACUAACACCUUCAUGGGGCCUACCGUUAUGAUUAUAUACUACCCAACCCAAUGAAUCCUAUUUUUGGCAACAGGGCAUGUUUAUCCUGUUGGCCCACCAAAUGAACGAUAUCCAUCUUUCACACGUGCAACGCAUUAGCACGUGUUUCUCGCACCAUACAAAAUGCCAAUCGCUACACACCCAAAAUUCUUGAUUCUCAACCAGUGCAAGACUUUCCAACAGCUAAAACAGGCCCACGCCCAAACCAUCACACAACGACUCAUUUCCCUCAACCCUUCAUUCGUACUUGCCAAAAUCCUCUACUUUUUAACGGUCCUCAACGCUCCAUCAUCACCGUCCAUUCACUAUGCCGACUCCAUCUUCAAUCAAAUCCCAACCCCAUCCACCUUCGCUUACAAUACCAUCAUCCGGGCCCACACCCUCCUCUCCUCCCCACAAUCUGCACUCCUCCUAUUUGUUGAAAUGCGUCGCCUAUAUCUGCUACCUGACUUUCACACCUACCCCUUUGUGCUCAAAACGUGCGCCCGCCUCGCCACGCCCUCGACCGCACGUUCCGUCCACUCCCAAGCGUUGAAAUUCGGCUUCGGCGACCACAUUUACGUGACGAACGCACUGAUCCACGCCUACUCGGACUCGGAUUUGAUGGACGAGGCGAGCCAGGUGUUCGACGAGGCCCGGCAGCGGGACAUCGUGUCUUAUAACACAUUAAUCGCGAGGUACGUUAGGGCCUGGGAGGUGGACAUUGCAUGUGCAAUAUUCGAUGAAAUGCCGGUUAGAGAUUCUGUUUCAUGGGGCACCCUCCUAGUGGGGUACACCCAGGUGGGCCGCUGCAACGAAGGGAUACAACUAUUUGAUGAAAUGCUCGAUUUGGGGGUGCGCCCUGACAAUGUUGCAUUAGUCGGUGCGAUAUCUGCAUGCGCACAGUUAGGCAUGUUAGAUAAGGGAAUGGCCAUCCAUGAUCACAUCAGACGGAUUGGAAUCCUGCCCAAUGUGUUCCUGUCCACGGGAGUAGUUGACAUGUAUGCGAAAUGUGGGUGCAUUGGCAUUGCCAUGGACAUCUUCAAAUCGAGCCAUGACAAGAAUAUCUUCACGUGGAAUGCCAUGAUCGCUGGUUUGGCCAUGCACGGGCACGGCCAGCGGUCACUCGAACUCUUCAUAAAAAUGCAGGAUAUGGAAAGCAUCUACAAUGUUCGUCGUGGUCUAAGCCAUUAUGGGUGCAUGGCUGAUCUGCUUAGGUGGGCUGGGCUGAUCGAAGAAGCGGUGGAGAUGAUAGAGAGCAUGCCAAUGGAGGGUGAUGUGUAUGUGUGGGGGUCUGCUAGGGGGGGUGCAAGAUACAUGGGAAUGUUGAGGUGGCUGAGAUUGCUGCUGGGCACGUGAUGGAAUUGGCCCCUGAUGGUGGUGGGACCUACUCCAUCAUGGUCAACAUCUAUUCUAAGGCAAGGAUGUGGAAAGAUGUGGCUAGGAUGAGGAGGUUGAUGUAUGUGAGGAGAGUGAGGAAGAGUCUUGGGUGUAGUUGGAUUCAAGUGGAUGGUGUGGAUCAUGAGUUUGUGGCAGGGGAGAGGUGGCACCCUCAGAUUGAUGAGAUCUGUUGGGUGUUGGAUGGGAUUGCAAAACAACACGUGAAAGCAUGCCAUUAGACAAUGAGGUUUGUUACAUUCAAAUGGGUCAUACUUCAUCCACAAUCAUGCUAUCCCAACCAUCCAAAGUGGUGAUCUAAGGGUCCAACCAUGAUCCAUCUUGCACUAAAGUUAUACCAUCAAUAUCAAAGACUUUUAGGCCAUGGUCAGGAACAGUGGGGCCUACUUGUACUACUACCUAAAAUUCCAGGUUUGAUGCUUCAUUGGUUUUAUACACCAUCUGGGCCAAGGUUGGUUUUAUGGGGCUCCACUCAGACUCAAUCUGGCCCCCACCUUGAGCUUCAUCAAGAAGUCUUAUAUUGGUAUUGACCAGGAUGGGCUCAUGUGUGUCAGUGCCACUAGGACUUUAUGUCAACAUAGACCAUGGUUUUAAGAACCUAAGAUCCAACCGUGCAUGGGGUUCACCCCCUCAUUUCAUCCUACAUCACACUAAUCAUAGGUGCGAAACCAAGGUGGGACACACCAAUGGAGCAAUGUUUUAUCACACCUAAAACCCACAUAUUCAUGCAGUGUGGCCCACCUGAGUUUUGUGGUGUCCCUUCAUCCUCGUGGGUCCCAUAUGACUAGUUUGGAUGGGAUAUGUUAUUGGUAAAAUGGAGCUAAACAAAUGUAUGAGACCCUCGCUCCAACAAAUGUAUGAGACCCUCUCCAUGGAAUAAGAUAUACACAAAUAUAAGGAUUCUACUACACCAACUGUGAGUUAAUACGCUUGACUUAGGCAUAGGAUGGUUUCCGGCCUUAACCAGCGCUCCCAGUGCAUUCUCUUGUUCUCCAUUAACUGCAGGUACUCA
Molecule: messenger RNA, 3056 nt
Organism: Magnolia sinica
Lineage: Eukaryota; Viridiplantae; Streptophyta; Magnoliopsida; Magnoliales; Magnoliaceae
Product: pentatricopeptide repeat-containing protein At5g61800-like
Exons: 2
Coding region: 791-2005 (404 amino acids)
Biological process (GO): RNA modification
Molecular function (GO): protein binding; RNA binding
Source: RefSeq, a predicted model, not a curated record